Dermacentor albipictus is the source of this 1354-nucleotide messenger RNA. Its product is annotated as carboxypeptidase inhibitor SmCI-like. Lineage: Eukaryota; Metazoa; Arthropoda; Arachnida; Ixodida; Ixodidae. Gene Ontology annotation, molecular function: serine-type endopeptidase inhibitor activity. The record is from RefSeq and is a predicted model, not a curated record.
AGGACUCCUAGCUAUAUUCUCUGGACAUAAUAACAGCUAAAAUCUUUGCCUUUCUGCCUCGAACCAGGCUGUGCUGCUUGCAUAGCAGUGUAGCACAAGAACGGAAAUGAAGCAUUUCAGCAGCUGCCUGCUGCUUCUUGCCUGCGCGACACAUGAUUAUGCACGCACUUACGGAAGCAAAAUCAUGCUAAUUCCGCGGCCAGAGAGGUGCCUGAAGCCACCGGUUCUUGGCAUAUGCCGGCCAUUCAACAAAGUAUACUAUUUCGAUUAUGACUCAUACAAGUGCAGAAAACUAAAAUGGGGCAUUUGCAUUGGAGGCAGCAACCACUUCCCUACGCAAGAUCAGUGUCUAGAGACCUGUAUACGAAGAGAAGGGAGAAAGUCGCGACGCUGCCUGGAAAAAGCUGAAACAUGCAGCUGUACCCCACACAUGCGGUCCUGGUAUUUCGAUGCUAAAAGUAACCACUGCAAAAUGUUUAACCACACGGAAUGCGCCGGCGGGAGCAACCGCUUCGAAACAGAAAAGAAGUGCAUGGAACUUUGCCUGCCAAUGACAAAACCAACAAAACGAAAAGCAGUCUGCAGUGAGGACCCAAAGCCCGGAUGGUGGUGGUGCUGGUUCAAAAAGACCAAGUGGUACUUUGAUGUGCAGGCAAACACCUGCCGUCAGUUUGAGGGCAGGGAAUGUGGGACAGGCGCCAACGGAUUUCCUACUUUCGAGGCCUGCAUGGAGCGUUGCAGCUAUACGGGCUGCCAAAGAUGCAAAAAUGGACUGCCGUAUUAUUACCCGAAUGGCACGUCCCCCUGCGAAACGGUGCCGAAGUAGCCGGAUAACAGCGGCUACUAUUGUGAGGAACAUGAAGAGCAAAAGCUGAAGUGAUGCACAAAAAAAACAAGACUUCACAUGUCGCCGAUUCUCAAAGUUGUUCCCUACUGCAAAAACCUAACAAUCAAGAGGCUUUCGUAUGAAUAGUGUAAGCUGUGUCCAAGACCGCUCCUGCACCACACUAAGCAAUAAAAUAAAAUGAAUAUAGGCAUGCAUCGUUGAACAGUUCAACGGCCUUCAACCGCGCACACUGUCUUUUCCUGCCUUAGUUCGUGUGUACUAAACAUUCGUCACUGAAUUAUUCGGGACUAGUCGAAGUUCAUGUUCCAUCUCACCGACUGCCAAGAUAUAUGUUUUGCGGACCUGUGCAACAGUUCCAAAAAACCUCGUUCAUAUAUUAGGCACGGAAGACAGCCCAUAAAAUCACAUGAUAAAGAGAUGUUGUACUUAAUAUUUUAGUAGGCAAAAUUUGUUUUUCACCAGACAGACACCCCAUGUUGAGUAAAUUAAAGAUUUGCAACUUCCUUU